Molecule: messenger RNA, 1573 nt
Organism: Ornithorhynchus anatinus (platypus)
Lineage: Eukaryota; Metazoa; Chordata; Mammalia; Monotremata; Ornithorhynchidae
Gene: ANKRD53
Product: ankyrin repeat domain 53
Exons: 6
Coding region: 126-1556 (476 amino acids)
Biological process (GO): regulation of mitotic spindle organization; mitotic metaphase chromosome alignment; regulation of mitotic cytokinesis
Cellular component (GO): spindle pole
Molecular function (GO): protein binding
Source: RefSeq, a predicted model, not a curated record
GGGCGGGGGGGGGGGGACUAAGGGUCCCCGACCUCCCUCUUGGGGCGACCCGGCCAGGCCCCAGGAGGCCGGGGCCAUCCUUCGUGGACCUGGGGGCUACCUCGCCUCCGAUCCUCAGGCCGGCCAUGGCCACGGAGAAGCCGGUGAGGUGCGGGAAGCCCCCCGCCCGGCCGCCGCCGCCCCUCCCCGACCUCAGCCAGAGCUCCAGCCCCACCAGCGACUCGCUGGCCGUGGACCGGGACCGGGACCGGGACCUCGGAGUGCUGGGCCGCAGGAGACCCCACGAGCUGAUGGCAGCCACGGUGGGCAACCUGAGCUGGCUACAUCACUGCCUGCAGCAGCCCGGCUGGGAGCCCCAAGCCGACAGGAAGGGCUUCACGGCCAUCCACCUGGCCGCCCAGAGGGGCAACCUGGACUGUCUGCGGGUGCUGGUGGAGGAGUACCGCUUCUCCGUGGCACUGGGCACCUCCAAGGGCUGGACCGCACUGCACCUCACCAUCAGUCAGGAAAACGCGGCCCGGGCCCUGGACUGCAUCAACUAUCUCCUGGCCCACGGGGCCAACAUCAACGCCCGGGCCCGGGACGGAACCUCGCCCCUGCACAAGGCGGCCCGGGAGGGGAUGCUGGCCUGCGUGGUGGCCCUGGUCAAGGCCGGGGCGGACGUCCACGCCCGCAACAAGCGGGGCCAGGAGCCGUAUGACCUGUGCAAGAUGUGGAACCGCCGGGCCUGCGCCCGGUUCCUGAAGGACGCCAUGUGGAAGAGGGACAAGAAGGACUCUGCCCACAAGAUGAACCAACUGGGGCAGCUGAAGCAGCAGCUGCGGGUCCGAGAGCAGCGGUACCUCCAGCAGAAGAAGAAGGAGAGAGAGGCCCGGAACAACACGGUCUUCUCCGACUGGCUCAGUAAGAAGCAGCAGCAGGGGCCGGGGCGGCCGGCCCAACGGGCUUCCCACUUCACGUCCCCGCCGGCCUGGAACCCCUCUCUGCUCCCCUACUUGUCCGGCGCUCUUCUGAACGCUCUGGCAAGUCUCCUGGCGCCCCCGGCUCCCAGCCCGGCCCCGGAGACGGAGCGCCGGCCCUGGGACCCGAGCACCCGCCCGGCCAGCUUCCCGGCCACCCGGCUGUCCGGCCCGCAGGGCGUCCGGCUGGGGAUCCACCCCGAGCCCGGCCACGAGCACGACUUCGGCGGCUUCGUGGAGCUGGACCGGGGCCCCGAGGGCGAGGCGCGACUCCGGCUGGCCGACGGCGGGGUGGUGGGCUCCGUGCCCCGCCUGCCCCGGGAGGUCAUCGCCCGCUACUUCUUCCCCCGGCUCCGCCCCGUCCGCUUGAGGGAGUUCGGCCCGGUGGACAUCGCCCGCGUCCCGCACCGGCGGCCCGCGGGCCCGGACUCCCGGUGGACGGACUUCCUGGCCAUGAGCCUGCGGGAGACUCUGGACCCGCGGUUCCUCGCCGCCCUGGAGGCGCACCGGGGCCGCCCGGGCCCGGACCCACCUGGGCCGGACCGAGACCGCUCUGCCCGGCGGACGGGGGCCCCCGGCUCCCCACCUCGCAUUUAAAGCGGUCUAACGCUCUC